Messenger RNA from Ailuropoda melanoleuca (giant panda), 6215 nucleotides. RefSeq names its product abl interactor 2 (gene ABI2). Gene Ontology annotation, molecular function: SH3 domain binding; signaling adaptor activity. The coding region runs from base 250 to 1878 and encodes 542 amino acids. Gene Ontology annotation, biological process: neuron migration. Lineage: Eukaryota; Metazoa; Chordata; Mammalia; Carnivora; Ursidae. Gene Ontology annotation, cellular component: actin-based cell projection; SCAR complex; lamellipodium. The record is from RefSeq and is a predicted model, not a curated record. The transcript has 12 exons.
CGGAGGGAGGGGAGCGCGCGUGCGCGCGCCCGGCCGUCCGUCGCCGCGGUGACCGUCCUCGGAGUCCGCCGGCUCGCGCCCCGCCCCCGUUUUGCUGCCCCCUCCCCUGUGGCGCGCAGGGGGUGUUUCUCGCUCCUCCCGAGUUGCGGCCGCCGCCGGUGCCGCUGCUCCUCCUCUCCCAGUCUUGGGUUUCCCAGGCACUGCUGCCGCCGCUACCUCUGCGGUCUGUAUAAGGAGGAGGAUGUGAAGAUGGCGGAGCUGCAGAUGCUGCUGGAGGAGGAAAUCCCGGGGGGCCGCCGGGCCCUCUUCGACAGUUACACGAAUCUGGAACGGGUGGCAGAUUACUGCGAGAACAACUACAUCCAGUCAGCAGAUAAGCAGCGAGCUCUAGAAGAAACCAAAGCCUACACCACCCAGUCCUUAGCAAGUGUUGCCUAUCUGAUAAAUACCUUGGCCAACAAUGUCCUACAGAUGCUGGAUAUUCAGGCAUCCCAGCUACGAAGGAUGGAAUCUUCAAUCAAUCAUAUUUCACAAACCGUUGAUAUUCAUAAAGAGAAAGUUGCAAGAAGAGAGAUCGGUAUUUUGACCACCAAUAAAAACACUUCAAGGACACAUAAGAUUAUUGCUCCAGCCAAUCUUGAACGACCAGUUCGUUAUAUUAGAAAACCUAUUGACUAUACAAUUCUAGAUGAUAUUGGACAUGGAGUAAAGUGGUUGCUUAGAUUUAAGGUGAGUACCCAGAAUAUGAAGAUGGGUGGGCUGCCACGUACGACACCUCCAACUCAGAAACCCCCCAGCCCUCCCAUGUCAGGGAAAGGGACACUUGGGCGGCACUCCCCCUACCGCACACUGGAGCCAGUGCGUCCUCCAGUGGUACCAAAUGAUUACGUACCUAGCCCAACCCGUAAUAUGGCUCCCUCGCAGCAGAGCCCUGUGAGGACAGCUUCUGUGAAUCAGAGAAAUCGAACUUACAGCAGCAGUGGGAGUAGUGGAGGAAGCCACCCGAGUAGUCGGAGCAGCAGUCGGGAGAACAGUGGAAGUGGGAGUGUGGGAGUUCCCAUUGCUGUUCCUACUCCCUCUCCUCCCAGUGUCUUUCCAGCCCCUGCUGGCUCUGCUGGUACUCCUCCCCUUCCUGCUACUUCUGCAUCUGCCCCUGCCCCUCUUGUUCCUGCUACUGUCCCUUCCUCCACUGCCCCAGACGCUGCUGCUGGGGGGGCCCAGACCCUUGCUGAUGGCUUCACUUCUCCAACUCCCCCUGUUGUUUCUUCCACUCCCCCUACAGGUCAUCCUGUUCAGUUCUACAGCAUGAACAGACCUGCCUCUCGCCAUACUCCCCCAACAAUAGGGGGCUCAUUGCCCUAUAGACGCCCUCCUUCCAUAACUUCACAGACAAGCCUUCAGAAUCAGAUGAACGGAGGACCUUUUUAUAGCCAGAAUCCAGUAUCUCUUGCUCCUCCUCCUCCCUCCAUCCUACAGGUAACUCCUCAGUUACCUUUAAUGGGAUUUGUGGCCAGAGUCCAAGAAAAUAUUUCAGAUACACCACCUCCACCACCACCUGUGGAAGAACCAGUCUUUGAUGAGUCCCCCCCUCCACCUCCUCCCCCAGAAGAUUAUGAAGAGGAGGAAGCAGCUGUGGUUGAAUAUAGUGAUCCUUAUGCCGAAGAGGACCCACCGUGGGCUCCAAGGUCUUACUUGGAAAAGGUUGUGGCAAUUUAUGAUUAUACAAAAGACAAGGAAGAUGAGCUGUCCUUUCAGGAAGGAGCCAUUAUUUAUGUCAUCAAGAAGAAUGAUGAUGGUUGGUAUGAGGGAGUUAUGAAUGGAGUGACUGGGCUCUUUCCUGGGAAUUAUGUUGAGUCUAUCAUGCAUUAUUCUGAGUAAAGCUCAGCAGGGCUGUGUUUCCCUCACAGGAAUAGUCAGGUCUUCCCAGAUUAUCAAAAGGCCCUGGGGAUUCCCCUCCAGUGAAAUGAAGGAAGGAUACAAAUGACACAAACUACUUAUGUUUUUUUUGGUUUAUUCCCCAGUAUUAAAAAAGCAAGCUGAAUCUGAACUAAUGGAUCUUUCUGCCAUUAUUUGUACUACGCUGAGCUGUUUGGAUGAAAAUAGAGUGACCAUUUCUAAAUAUGUCAGAGGCAUAACAGCAUAUAACUCUGUAAAACAAAUCAGGUUAAGACUGAUUCAGAAAAUCUGGGAUCUUUCUCAGGAAUACUGUACACCCUAGGGAUUUCUCCUCCUGCAGAAUCAUGGCAUUGGAUGUUCUGCAGUGCCUGUGCUACGGGGUCAGCCUCGUGGCCCUAGUGCCGGACCCUAGCCCCACACUUUCUUCCACUUGUAUGAGGAGGAGCAAACUAGUAUUUAAAUAUCAUCCUUCACCAUUUUUAUAACUAUUUCGAUGGCUUAUUUCCUCUUAACCCUGUAAAUUCUGCAUUCUCUCAGCACUUGAGUGCACAAAUGAGUUAAUGCUGCUGACUUGCAUCCCUUCAUGUUUUUCAGUUUGUAGAUUGAGGAUGAUGAAAUGAGUCCCCAAACAUUCUGGGGGUGGUUCACAAUUGCUGGUUUGAUUUUGACAUGCUGCUGCAUGCGACUGCACUGCCACUGGUGGCUUGUGGGCCCAGACGUGUGGCCACCUGAAGUAGGCGUGUGAAGCUAGACGUGAGGUUCCUGAGGUUCUGGAGAGAAUGUUCUGCUCAUAGGCAUCCUAGACCACUGCUUUGGGCAGUUUCCAGGAGUAGAAUCUUGGAGGUCAGACCAGCUAUUUCUUUACUUCUUUCACUAUUUAGGAAAACAUUCUUUUUUGGAAAAGAGCAGUUAUUUUCAAGUCUCUUGACAGUCACUGGGAAUCAAAGGCUUGCUCCUGUGCUCCCUGAUUUUUAAUGGUCAGUGUCAGAUGCUGCUGAGUUUACUCAUUUAGUUCUAGGAAAGGUAAACACUCUCCCAAUUUUGUGAUUGGCUUUUGAAGUUGCUGCUCUUGGUAAGAAUUUGAACCUUGUAUCUCAGACUAAGAAUAGUGGGAUAAGAGGGCCACAUACUCACCCAAUUACAUAGAUAAAAAUUAAGGUAACUUUGAGUGAAACAAUAACAAGUGUUUUUUCCUGUCUGUACAAGUUAUAGCUUCACAUUCAGUGGAGUCUGUAAGGCAGUUGGCUUUUUUAAUCAUCACUUCUUUAAUCAGUGUAAGAAAUACUGGAAAAGUCCAGGAGGGGUUGCUGUUCAGCAGCUGGAUACUGUGGUGAGGACCCAGCUCACAGGCCCAGAGCUGCCAUGGGUUUGUCCUCGUCCCAGGGACUUCGCCAGGUAAUUUCCCGGUGCUGGGUCAAAAGGGGCGAGGCGAUCACUACAUUUAUUUCAAAUGAAGGCCUUGCAUAGGAGAGUGUAGGUAGAGGAAUUUGACUGAAAAAUGAACAGGUGCACUAGCGUACGAGGGAAUUCAGAUGGUGUAAGCAGAAGUUAAUAUUCCACUUGUAGAUCUGUUUUCUGAGCACAAAACUCCAUCACCAUUUAACAGACCCAGAUACAGAGUUCCCUUAUCAAGACUUUUUGUUUUAAAGUUACAAGGGUUUUCCCCCACACAUUGCAAGUUAGUUGUUUUGCUUUUAGAUUUAACAUUUUGAAUUUAGUGUUAACUUGCCUCCACUUCUUGCUUUUGUUAGGUCAUCUUGACAUUCUUUAUGCCCUGUUUUCCUUUAAAGUAAUGGCCCUGAGUGUCCUCUGAGCCUUCAGGUUCAUUAUGAACCAAGACACUCUACCUGGAUAGGUUAAACUCUUCUUAGUGUUGGUGUAUAACUAGGAAAACUGUUUUGAAAUUUAGAUGUGUUCCAGUUUUUACUUAAAUAGCUUUGUGCUGAGAAACCUUAGUGGAUUUUUAAGGCAAGAGGGUAUUUUGAAAUCCUAUAAAGUAUUCAGAGCUCAGACCUACGGAAGCAGAGAUGAUAAUUGUGCAAAGAAGUUGGUGGUGGUCAGCUUGCCUUUUGGACCCCUGCUGGACUGUGGCGUGUAGAAGACCUGAAGCAGAGGGGCUCCAUGGGUCAGCUGACUUUUUCUAUAUUAUUUAGUACUGAUGUAUACAGUUGUUUUAAAAACACCUGUUGGAUUUUCUGCAUAUUUUAAAUUUUUGUACAGUUUUGAAUUCUAUAUAUUGUCUUGGAAGGAUGCUAUGUAAUGAUGAUGGGCCAGCCCUACAGUAAUUGGAGACUUUUAAUGUAUGUAAUAUUUCAUAGAUUGCAUGCUAUUAAUAGUCUGUGAAGGUAGUAGUUCUUGAUUUAUCGUAAGUUCCCCCCCGUUUAUCUUUUUAUGAACUACAGGAUGGUAGUAGGAAUUCCAAAUGAAUGCAGAAAUCUUACAGGAUACAUAAUAUUGUGGAAAAGAUGAUCCAAGUCUAAAAUCUGCUGACUUGUAAGCAACCAUUUUAACAGGAUAGAGGGAAUCUAAUGGGAGAAGGGAUUGUUUUUUCCUUCUGAAGUGCUGCUUUUCCUUAAAAAAAUAAAAGUGACUUAGUUACCCCCCUCCUUUUGGUACUACUAUUUGAAAGGCCAUGGGGAGAUGAAUGAAAAUACACUUUCUUAUUGACCUUAUGGCCGAGGCAAUAAAUCAAAAACCAAAAUAGUGUCAAGAUCUAGACCUGAGAGACUCAGCCUGCGGUAUUGGAGUAAAUAUGAAUCUUUUAAGAUGUCUCAUUCAGUAUUCUCCAUUUUUUUGGCUACUUGCUUUCUAUUUCCCUCUGGGGCACCUGCUGUUCCCAUCUUAGGGUUGGCAAGGGCCUGCUUCUUUUGCUCUGUUCCUAGAAGUCACUAGGUGAGACAUUCUUAUCCCUCCCUUUCUUCCCCCUCCCCUCCUGCUGCUGCUGUUCCUUUCCCCUGCGAGACAGAAGGUUUAUGCAUCUUUACGGUGAUGUUGUGAUGGAGCUGUGCUCCCUAACAGUCUUUUUUCUGCUUUCGAGAGGCAUCAAAAUGAUGGCAGUUUGCUUUUAUCCUUUUGUGUUCAUUUUCUUUUAGCAGGUACUUUUCUGCAUUAAGCUGUUCCUUUAUUUUUUUUUUUAUUACGUUUUCUCCUCGGUGGAGAGAGCAUGACAUGUCCUGAAGGCCACCUUUCCCUUGGAAAAGGGUUUGAUGGAGGAAUUGGCAGGUGACUGCCAAGUCUUCGAAAAGAAUGGGGAUCUGAAUCACUUCCCAUCUGUUCACUUCUGAACUUCUUUGGCCAGAAACUCCUGACUGGUGUUAAGGUGAUGAUUUCCCUCACAUGAUAUUUACUUAGAAUCAUAGAAUUUUAGAGCUACAUGAGAUUUAAAAAAAUUUUAGUUCAUUUUCAUUUUAACUGAUGAGGUUAGAGGUUUCAUUUCAGGUAACAGCUAAUUAACAACAGAAUUCCUGACUCAACACCUGUAUUCUUUCUACAGCUGUCUUAAUAUGCUGUAGGUUUCUUUUAAAAUUAUGAGUGUUGCUUGAUGUCUUCAGGAGGAUACUUGAAAAGAUAGGCUGUUUCGAUAAAUAGCAUCAGUAUUCAAACUGUUUAAAGGAGUGCACUAAGCACAACUUAAUUAGUGAAUAUAAUCUUCAUGUUAACCCUUCACUACACUCAGUACUAUGUAGCAAAAAUAGGUCACCUGAUUUCAGCACUGGCAGGAGCACAGCAAACAGCCUUAUUUGAGAGCGCCUUAUAAAAUAGUUCUUAAACAGAGGCAUUGUGCUCAUAACCUUAUGUUUACUUUAUGCCUGUUUCUUGAGAAUUUCAUAAUUCUUAAAAAGAAUUCACAAGUAAAACGAUAGGGCCUAGCUGUGUAUAAAUGAUCCUUGAGAUUUUUUUUGUAAAAAACACAAAAACAAAAAGCUUAUUUUCACAUUACAAUGGGAAUGUCUUUUGCAACUUCAGAAUUCUAUGGAAAAGCAGUUUUUCAUAUUUUGUGUCCGUGCAUCUUUUUUCUUAAAAUGGUUUACAAAAAAGAAUGUUAAACAAACAACUUGUGAUCUGGCCAGUUGUAUUUUUAAGCUCCUGCAGGGAGGAUUGGUGUCCUGAGUUGAACAGAAAUCAAUCAUGCAGGAAAACUUGAGGGAGCAAGUCUGUUGCCAGUAAUGUUUCUUGUGUGUGCCAUUAAGCCACCUCCAGCUGAGUGGGGGAAUAUUCACUUUUUAAUUUCAAAAUUGUAUUUGAAAUUGUUGCUGUGUACUAAGAACUUGACCUAAAUAAAAUUCUACAAAGUAUGAAAAGUCCAAAUGUCUUGUGAC